Molecule: messenger RNA, 1188 nt
Organism: Eufriesea mexicana
Lineage: Eukaryota; Metazoa; Arthropoda; Insecta; Hymenoptera; Apidae
Product: probable chitinase 3
Exons: 5
Coding region: 463-1161 (232 amino acids)
Cellular component (GO): extracellular region
Molecular function (GO): chitin binding
Source: RefSeq, a predicted model, not a curated record
GAUAACUUUGCAAUUACCUGUAUUUCGAAACAUCCGAAGAAUGCAACGAUCAUUGGUAAAGAUCGCGGUAAUUUGAAUUUUUCCGCAAAGAAUAGCGAAGGACGCAGAAGUGAGAGUACGCCGCAUAGAAGAGGAAGAAGAUGAACAACGUCGACGGUGCCGGGAAGAGAGAAAGAAGGGUAAAAGCGCGUGGUCCCUCCGAUCAAUCUUGAUUCUAGACGGUUAUCCAUCUAUGAAAACGAAGCGAAAGUGGGGAAGAGACAUUGGGUGUAGUGGGGACUAACGGGGUAUACACCGUGGUGAGUUGCUGAAGAGCUGCAGUGUUUCGCGACGGAGACACCAUUUCAAAGGGGGACCAAAAAAUACAGAUUUUCGUCCCUUAGUGACCAGUGCCCGAAAUAAUCCUCUUCCCAAAUCGCGUGAUUCGCACUUACGUCAAAGUCGAGAAAAUAAAGGAUAAAGAUGAUCAGAGAAUCCCUCGUGGCGAUAUUGGCUGUGGUUGCUGUGACGCACGGUGCAUUCAAUUGCCCGAGUAAAGACGGCCAAUACGAGGAUCCAAAGCAGUGCGACAAAUACUACGAGUGCAUCGAUGGCGUCGCCACGGAGAAACUUUGUCCAGAUGGUCUUGUUUUCGAUCCUCUGAAUCGUAAAGUGAACAAAUGCGAUCACGUAUUCAACGUUGACUGCGGAGAUCGUCUUGAAUUACAACCACCACAACCGACCAAGAAGUGUCCGCGAAGAAACGGUUUCUUUGCUCAUCCAGACCCAUCUGUCUGUAAUAUCUUCUACAAUUGCAUCGACGGCGAGGCUAUCGAAAUUACGUGUACCACCGGAUUGCAUUUCGACGAAUAUAGCGGCACAUGUGUCUGGCCGGACAGUGCUGGUCGAGAAGGAUGUGGAGUGGUAGACAAGAAGUUGAAAGAUGGUUUCGAGUGUCCUAAAGAAAGUCAAGUUGAUACAAGGGGAAUGGUCGUCGAUCAUCCCAAGUUUGCCCAUCCAGAUGAUUGUCAGAAAUUUUAUGUCUGUUUGAAUGGCGUAACACCACGUGAACAAGGAUGUAGUGAUGGAACUGUUUAUAAUGAGGAUCAACAAAGAUGCGAUGCACCUGAAAAUGUCCCUGGCUGUGAGGAUUGGUACAAGGAUGAUGACAAGAAAGCAUAAAAAAUGUUCUAAAUUUAUAUGUCCCGC